AUGAGUAUUCACUAUACGUAUCUACGUCUACUUGGCCUCUACAAGGGUACGUUUCUGUCUACGUUGUCCGAUCACGCUAAGUCCAACAACUGUACUAACGUGGUUCACGACUUGCACCAGAACCUAGGGGAGUCUAUGGCUAACGUCUUUGCCAAGUACGAGCACGCUAUUCAGCUACUGAGCGUCGACAGUGUGGAUGCAGAGGCACGUCUCGACUCUCUAAGACAGGCCGAGCAACGUGUCUACUAUCGUGACUACGUUAUGAUCGAGAACGACACCAACUAG
Molecule: messenger RNA, 285 nt
Organism: Perkinsus marinus ATCC 50983
Lineage: Eukaryota; Perkinsozoa; Perkinsida; Perkinsidae
Exons: 1
Coding region: 1-285 (94 amino acids)
Source: RefSeq, a predicted model, not a curated record